This is a messenger RNA of Xenia sp. Carnegie-2017, 3363 nucleotides long. Its product is annotated as 52 kDa repressor of the inhibitor of the protein kinase-like. Bases 1 to 3363 code for a protein of 1120 amino acids. The record is from RefSeq and is a predicted model, not a curated record. Gene Ontology annotation, molecular function: protein dimerization activity. The transcript is spliced from 2 exons. Lineage: Eukaryota; Metazoa; Cnidaria; Anthozoa; Malacalcyonacea; Xeniidae.
AUGGAAGCUUUUAAAAAGAUCGAUGUUCUUGAAAAGCUCGUCCAAACCUUUCAACAAGAGAACGCUUGCGACAUGAUUUCUGGUGAAUUGUCUAACUUGAGACAACACUGUGUUAAAAUAAUCAACGAGGAAAGGCUUCGUCGUAUAAAUUCUACUGGCGAUAUUAUGCUACGAACUUGUUUAUUUUCAAAAAUGCAGUUCCCUGAAAGCCAAAUUGAAAGAUCAGGACCCAAUGUCCCUGUUAGUACUUUAGCCAAUGGGAAUUGUCUGUUCAAUGCAUGUUCUAUUGCAUUAGUUGGGAAUGAGAGUCUCUCUAUUUACUUGAGAUUCCUAACUAGUGUUGAAAUGUUUGAAAAUGCAAAAUACUAUUCUACCCAUCCUGUCAUCGAGUCCCAGCAUAAAAAUGGUGCGUUCACUUCACUUAAAAAUGCCUUUGCCAUGUGUAUAUCCGAUGCAGCUCUAACCUCUUUAGAAAAUGUGAAUGAAAUUGCAGCAGUUUUACAAGAAGCAGUGGAAACAGCAAAUAAUUACACCUUUUCAUCCUUGAUGUGUAUGUUUGCUUUGUCCACAGUAAUCCAGUGUGCUAUUCAGUCAUACUACCCAAUUACUAAUGAUGCUGAAGUGAAAGGAAAUUGGGAUUCGUUGGCUAAAAUGUUCAAUUGUACAAUAUAUCCAAGAGAUUUUGUUGAUGGGAGUGCAAUUGACUAUGUCCAUAUCUUUCGUUGUACUGCGAUGCCACCUUCUUAUUUGGUAGAUCAAAAAAUCCCAUCCACCAAAAAUCAUUUUGUUACUUUGUGCAAACCAAUUGAAGCACUUCAGCCCGGAGACCAUUAUUUUAAAACACACAUUCCAACUUUAUUAAAGUCAGCUAUGCCAAUAUGUCAUAAAGUUCCCUCGGCUCCUAAAGUUUUUUCUGCUCCGUCCUCUUCAAAAGAAGCUACAUCCACCAAAAAACAGACGGAAGUUGCAAAACGAAAGCAAAGUAGCUUAGAUACUCUCCUAGUGAAACGAAUUUGCCAAACAAAAGAAGCUGAAGAUAAUCAAGUCAAACAUCCUAGCACUAUUACAUGUGAAGGAAUUUCAUCCGUAACUUCCAACAGCGGUCAUACUUCAACUUACACUAAUUCGCGGGCAGAUGAUACUUACAACUACAUAAAUCCGGUUUCCAAUCUUUCUGAUUCAAAAAAGUACGAAAUUCUAUGCAAUCAUUGGAAACCUGGUUCUGAUUACUCUUUCCCCCCUCACGAAAGUACUGGAAGACGUUUUCAGUUUGCAUGGUUAUCUCGAUUUCCAUGGUUGGCUUACUCUGCUGUGGAAAACGGUGGUUUUUGCGUCACUUGUGUUCUGCUUGGCGGUGAAAGCACGCAUAAUGCAAGUAAGCUCAAACGUUUGGUGGUAAGUGCUCUUCCUCCAAGUGCAUCAACCCUUCAGAAGUUAUCUCGACAUGGCGAAAAAUCUAUUGUUCAUGCAACUGCAAUUCUCCGUGCUACACAUUUUAAGCAAUUUAUUGAGAACAAGACACUUGGGAUCGAUGUGCAGGUGAAUACUGCCAGGAAAGAACUUAUUAAAAAGAAUCGUGCACGACUUCGCCCAAUUGUCGAUUGCAUCAUUACGUGUGCACGCCAAAAUCUAGCGUUAAGAGGUCAUCGCGAUGAUGCUCACUAUUACCUUGAUGGAGAAGAUCCCGCUAACCCUGGAAACUUUAUUGAAAUAUUAAAGUAUGGCGCUCGAUGUGGUAACUUAAUGGAUGUGCUUUUUGAAAACUGCCCUUCAAACCAAACCUAUAGAUCAAAAACCAUACAAAACGAAAUAAUAAAUAUAUGUGGCGAGUUAAUAACUGAAAAAAUUGUCGAAGAGAUUAAAGAUGCGAAAUUUUUUGCUAUUUUGGCAGACGAAGCUACUGAUUGUUCCAACGUAGAACAGAUGGCCAUUGUUUUGCGGUUCAUAGACAAUAAUUUUAAUGUGAGGGAAGAAUUCCUCGGUUUUAUUCCAUGCAUGAAAGGUCUUUCUGGUGAAGCUCUAUCCACUGAAAUAAAAAAUUUCAUUCAAAGCUUCCGCCUACGUAUGGAAGAAUGUCGUGGUCAGGGCUAUGACGGCGCUGGAAAUAUGGCAGGAAAAUUUUCUGGAGUUGCUGCCCGAAUCAUACAGGCGUACGAUAAAGCCGUAUACGUGCAUUGUGGUUCACAUAUACUAAAUUUAUGUGUUGCAUCUGCUUGUUCAAUAGACAUGGUGCGUGAAAUGAUGAACAAUGUCCGUCAAGUGUCAGACUUCUUUAAUAAUUCUCCAAAAAGAACCAUCGUCCUUAAAGAGAAGAUUAAAGAAAUUUAUCCACAAGCCAGUCAUGAGAAGCUUAUCAAUGUUUGUCGCACAAGAUGGAUGGCCAGAAUUAAUGGCCUUUCCAUCUUUCGCAAAGUUUAUUUGGCUAUCUUGGCAGCACUAGAAGUGGUAAGAACAGACAAGUCAAACGAUCAUGAUACGUGCUACAAAGCGGGGGGGAUGAUCACAGCCAUUAAGUCUUUUCAGUUUAUCGUUUGUCUUGUAGUCGUCGAGCGUUGCCUUAAAUGCACCCAGCCAUUAACUUUGCAACUUCAGUCUGCUUCCCUUAACGCUGGGAAAGCUCCUGAAAAAGUUACUCUCCUCUUUUUGACCAUUAACGAACUUCGCAUGGACAUUGACGCGGUCCAUUCGUCGUAUUACGAAAUGGCGGUUGAAUUAGCUAAAGGAGGAGGAGUGAAACCUUACAAGAAGAGGACAAGUGACCGUCAAAUGCACCGAGUCAACGUGCCUGCGGACAGCACGUUAGAAUACUACAAAAGAGCUUUGACGAUUCCUCUCCUCGAUCAUCUUGUAGGGCAGUUACAAUCAAGAUUUUCAGAUGGAAAUCUCGACGCAUUUGACGCCAUGUAUGCUUUGCCAAGUUACGUCACCAGUGAACCUAAGUGGGCCGAGCAUUUUUCUCGUUUUUUGAAUAAGUAUAAAGAUGACCUACCGUCACCUGAUUUUCUUGAAAUGGAGUUAAGAAUGUGGAAACUUUUCUGUUACAACUACAAGUGUCCGCUUCCAAAUUCCAUACAAGAGUUGCUUCCUUUUGUUGAUGUUCAUUCAUUUCCAAAUGUACAAACUGCCUUCAAAAUAUUUGCAACAAUUCCAGUGACUACAUGUAGCUGUGAGAGAUCGAUUUCAACUCUUCAUCGAUUGAAAACCUUCAUGCGAAGUACCAUGGGAGAAAAAAGAUUAUCGUCACUAGCAUUAUUAAAUGUUCAUCAAGAAAUUCACCUUAAUAUCGACAAAGUAAUCGAUCGUUUUGCACUUAAACAUCCAAGACGAAUGGUAUUGGCAGAUCUUUUAAAUAGCGAUCCGUGA